This is a messenger RNA of Penicillium subrubescens, 2379 nucleotides long. It is a transcript of the gene abaA, whose product is annotated as transcription factor AbaA. Bases 1 to 2379 code for a protein of 792 amino acids. The record is from RefSeq and is a predicted model, not a curated record. Gene Ontology annotation, biological process: regulation of transcription by RNA polymerase II. Gene Ontology annotation, cellular component: transcription regulator complex. Gene Ontology annotation, molecular function: RNA polymerase II cis-regulatory region sequence-specific DNA binding; DNA-binding transcription factor activity, RNA polymerase II-specific. The transcript is spliced from 3 exons. NCBI's taxonomy places the organism in Eukaryota, Fungi, Ascomycota, Eurotiomycetes, Eurotiales, Aspergillaceae.
AUGGCUGCUGACUGGCAACCCGAGUGCCUCGUGCCUCAGAACCAGCCGUCCUUGGAGGCUGUGGGUGCUCAUUCGGAUCGAGCUCUUCAGAAUACCUCUGGCAAUGUUCAGUCAUAUUCUGAUGGUCUUGUACACAAUGAUGCUGGUCGAGAGGAUCAUCUCCAGCAGCUAGCUUUCAAGUAUCCUCAACAUGCUGUUGCUCCUCACCCAGUAUCAGCACCCGGCAUCCACCAUCCGGCUUUGGCUGCUCGGCUUCAUGCAAAGAAGCUGCGUCGGUUGAACUCUGUCGGGCCCAAUGCGGCACCUCGACGGGGAAGAAGCUAUCUCAAGUCUCAGAAGUACUUGGAGUAUCGGGCUCGUCCUCGACGAGAUACCGGCAAGGAUGGGGAGCCAGUUUGGUCUGAUGGAUUGGAAGAUGCUUUCCAGCAAGCCCUCGAAGCCAAUCCUCCCAUGGGCCGGAGAAAGUGGUCUGAGCGAGGAAAAUCAUACGGACGAAAUGAGCUCAUUGCCGAGUAUAUCUUCAAAUUGACGGGCAAGCGAAGGACCAGAAAGCAGGUCUCGAGUCAUCUUCAGGUGCUCGACUCGUUUCUGAAGGGUGACCCCGAUUGGGAGCGACUCGUCCGAGAACAGUCCACAGACCGAUCGAGUGGGCAUGCCUCAGCUACCGGUCCCAAGUGGCGGACAUCUAUGGACCACCACGCAGCAUCAAGUCACUAUGGGGCUCAUGGGCAUCCUCAAUAUCACAACCCUAUGAGGGCAAUGCAGGCUUAUGGAGACCUCCCACCCCCGCACUAUACCUUGGGCUCCAACAUGCAAGAUGCUGGAACCAAGACCAUCCAUGGCUUCAGCUUCGACAUGUGGGUGAGCGCACCUCAGGGGGCGAAUCGCAUCGAUAAAGCCCUUCACACAUAUACUCGCCUUCAGGGAGACCUGCACCAUCCAAAUGCCCCUCCUUUGCCUCUUGAAAAUGUCCCUGGAUGGCGCUCUUCGUUCCCCCACCUGUCCUCGUUGAUCGAUGAGCUCAACGGGCCCCUGGAAUGUGAUAUCAUCAUGCUGGAAGUGAACCUCCAGUUGAUGACUGACUUCCCUCCUUCGGGCUCCCGACUAGGCAUUCAGCUUGAUCUGGACUUUGGUCAUCCGACUGCCGGUGACGUGCUCAUGGUGAGCCAGAUGGAUAACUGGUCCUGCAGCACUCGGUUAUAUGAUGAUGGACGCGAGAUUCGGGAGACCUACCACGAACUUCAAAAACCUCACUCGACCAAGGUCAAGCCCCUGUUCGAGUCAUCCUGGUGGGCAAAAAUCUUCACAGAGCGGACGCAGGAUAAGCGGAUUGCUGAGGACUGUGGGCAGCCUGAAGCUAUCCACGCCACUGAUGAACGUACACGACGUUACUUCCGCUCCCUGUCCGCAGUGCAGGAAAUCCGUGCUGUUCCGCCCAGCUCGCGCCGUCUUUCGAACCAGUUCCAAAGCCAUGGCGAUGACAGUGAGCGCAUGGCCAUUCUCGUCUGGAAGUUCCGACAGACUCGCCCUGGUGAAGUCGGAACUACUACGUGGAGACGACUGAUCCCUCCCCCGGAUCGCACUUCGACUAAUAGCCCACACCCUAACUCUGGGGUUGAUCUGCCCCCACUGUCCCUAGACUCCAUCCUUCUCAACAAGCCAUCUCAGGGUGUCUACCAAACGCAACAGCAUCAAGACAUCCUCGCCCACCAGGGCCAAUCGCAGUCACAAUGGCCCAUGUAUCAUUCUUCCCACGACACCGUGGCUAAUAUUUUCAACUCCUCUGGCCAUCUUGACUUCAUGUCCGCAAUCACCAAGGCCGAGGAUGGCAUGGGGGACAAAACAGCCGUUACUUCAGUGCUUGACUCCUUCUCCGCCAGCCUGGCUCCAGAAACCUCCCAGCCAACCAGUUUGAGCGUCUCCAGCGGCGGUCCUGUGAUGAUGAACUUGCACGACAUACCUCUUUCCCACCCAAGUCUCGGCUACGCCAUGGGCCAUGACGCCAGUCAAUACGUGCCAUCACAACAGCACAGUGUCAACCUCCACGACAGCAACAGCGUCCUCAACGGCUUCUUCCCCGGUAGCGCCCAAUCCCUGGAUGAUCUGAGUAACGGACAGGCCUCGUGGGGAGCCCACUCCAACUCUCUCACCGGCGACGUCAGCGCCGGUGGCUACCACCACAUCCCCUUCCAGACGGAGCACCAUGUGCCCGUGUCGCGCGAGUCGCAGCAGCCGCACCACUUUGACGGCCUCAUGCCUCCUGACGAUAUCAUGGACAAGAUCGUCGGGCGUAUGUCCAACACUUCCAGCAUGCACGGGGCAGGCCCUGAUCAUGCUAAUGGCACAUACGCGGAGAAUGGCACUGUGGAUGCGGUCUGA